Molecule: messenger RNA, 2371 nt
Organism: Xenia sp. Carnegie-2017
Lineage: Eukaryota; Metazoa; Cnidaria; Anthozoa; Malacalcyonacea; Xeniidae
Exons: 2
Coding region: 959-1939 (326 amino acids)
Source: RefSeq, a predicted model, not a curated record
ACUGUCCACGUUGCAAAACAUUACUCAAUUUACUUCUGAACGUAACGGAGACGAAAAUUGUGACGAAGAGACAAUUUGUAAAAUUAACGAUUGCUAAAACGAAACAAAAACAGAAGGAAACACGAGAUGGAUCCAAUAACAAUAGGUUUGGGCUUAAUGACGGGUUUCGCAAAAGGAGGAAAAGCACUACUGGGAUUAUCAGGUUUAAUUGAAAGCGAAUUAAAGUCACUAAAAGCAAUAUGUAAAAAGGAUCUACUAAGUAGCUUCACUCAUUUCGAAAAAGGCAUUGAAAAACUGAACCUCGCGGAGUCUGAAGAAGAAGAAUUGGAGUUAAAAGAAGAUAGAAAGAAGUUGGCUCAAGAAUCUUUUGUAGAGGCAGACAAAGAUGCAAAUAAGGCAUUUCAUACUGAAUCAUUAAAAAUUGAAGAAAAAAUAAUAGCGUGCUGGAUUUGCAUCGCAAGUUCUAUCCUACGACAUUAUAAUGAUAGCAAGGCAGCAGAAACGGAUUCUAUGGUAUACUUAAAAAAAUUACACUCUUUUCCCGAAGUUAAAAAGAUGUUUUCAAAUAUGAAACCAGCACAUUUCAAAGACCAGAGGGCUAAAAACGUUGACAAUGUAAUAAGGAUCAACGUAUUAUUGGCCAAUUUCAUUUCCAACAAUCCAUCUUCACGAAAGAGAGCUGUUCUUGAUUGGCCAAUGAUUCAAUCUGAUGAGCAUAAGUUUCAUCCUUUAUAUUGUAAAGAUGUUGAAGGAAUCACGUGUUCUUCCACUCCUUGGCACGAAUAUCAUUUUUGCAAAGAGCAAAGUGACUUGUUUGUCGACAAAGAAAUGACUCUAACUAGUCAAGGAGAGAUGCUGAUUUUUCUGAAAACAAUCUCCAAAACUUGACGCUGAAACAGGAACAUUUCAACCGUGGUGUAAAGAAAAGUGUGAAAUUGAGGAUUGGCAGGUAAGAUGUAUGACAGUUGAUAACAAUGAUGUGGUAUAUGUUCUUUCUGGAUGUGGAAGAAAACACACUUGGAAUUAUGUAUUGACCAUUUUUUCCAUUGAUGGUACUGUCCAACAAUCGCCUUUAAAGUUCAUAGAGAACAAAGACGCACGAAGCUUGUGUAUGGCCGUAACACAAGAUGAAAGAAUUGUUGUUGCAUUUGUUGAAGGUGACCAGAGCAAUAUCACCGUGUGUGGAUGUCACAAAGAUGGUGAACUCUUUUUGAAAGAGUUGAAAGAAAAAGGUAAACCUACUGUAAUCGUUGGUGAUAUCAAAUCAUUGACUGUUUCUGUUAACACCAUAGCAAUUAUACUUUUUCGAGAGGAACUUUUUCGCAAAUCUCAUAAACUCCUCACCUACAACAUGGAAGGUGAUCAAAAAAAAGCCUUGAGGUUCGAUCCAAACUUAAAAGGAAUCAUCAGAGUGUAUGAUGAAGUUAUUUACACACCUGCCGUAAACGCCAUUACAGGAUACUAUUUCAAUGUAACUAAUGCAAACUUAGUGAUUGAGAUUAUCUCUUCUGAAACUGCAAAACAUAAGUUGUCGCUCGUGCUGAUGAAAACAGAAUAUGAUCCAGUGUUUAUUGAUUCCAUUCGUCUUGUUCACCAUGUUAACGGACAGGUGGCUUUGGUUACUAAAGAGCGCACACUUCACUUGAAAAAAGAUUUCGCCCUAGAGGAGUCAUGCAUGUCGAACGAAAAUAGAAGGAGGAAGUCCAUAGUAAAAAAGAAUUUCCACUCGUAUUUUUCACUUGAAAAACUUCCUGAGAACAUAAUUAGGAUGAAAAAAAACUUUACAGCGAAAAAAGCCCAAAAAACGGCUGACAACUCGGAAUCGAAGGGAGAGUCCAAAAGUGCGGGCUCCGAAGGGAGUUCCGAGAAUCCCAAUAUCGAGGAACCAAAACAACGUCCAGUUUCUAACAUCAUUGCUCAAUUUGAAAAAAACGAGUGACCAAAAUUCUCCAAUGAAAAUACAUUUUCAUCUCACAAUUUAAGGCUUGAAGGAUUUUAUGCCAACUCGCAUAUGCCCUUUAAGAGGCAAAAACACUAGAAUUACAAAAAUACGAAAAAAUUCUCUCAACUUCCUUGCACUUUUCAUUUUUAUAAAAUUCACUAUAUUAACAUGUAUCAAUCAAAGCGCACAUUAUAUAUACUCAGGUCAAACUUCAAAUGCAUGCAUCACAUAAAAUUAUUAGAUCUACUACUGAUAUGGCACUCUAGCACAUGUAUUAAACAUUCCUUUCAACUUGAAUUUUGUUAAUAGUUGUCAAGUUUCCAUAGACUACAUGCAACUUAUAAUGAUUCCUAUUGAAGUUCUUUUGUGUAAUGCUUUUUUUAAAUUAAAUAAACGCCACAUGGUUUGAUCACAGUGACGGUUACAAGA